Galleria mellonella (greater wax moth) is the source of this 930-nucleotide messenger RNA. RefSeq lists its product as uncharacterized. Gene Ontology annotation, cellular component: extracellular region. Lineage: Eukaryota; Metazoa; Arthropoda; Insecta; Lepidoptera; Pyralidae. Gene Ontology annotation, molecular function: structural molecule activity. The record is from RefSeq and is a predicted model, not a curated record. The transcript has 6 exons. Bases 1 to 930 code for a protein of 309 amino acids.
AUGGGUGUGGUCGUUAAGGCCUCGCCAGACAGGAAGCAAGUGGCGGUUUCGCAACAAAGCUACGCGGCUCAGGAUUGGACAAAUUUUACGUCGUUACUUCGAUUUGAGUUAAAAAUUGCAUCUCCUGACACUCAUAUUAAAUGUAGAUAUUUCCUGAGGGGUUGGGCAACCACUAGUCGGGAAGUCGCGACGCAGUGGCGCCAAAAGUUCACCGAACUUAACCGAGAAGUUGCUACAGUCAACGUUGAAUUGGCGAAUCUUCAUAAACCUUAUUCUAAAGCUAUGAAUGAGAUUUUGGUGGAUAACGAAGAGGAUGAAAUAUACCGGCCGUGUCAUAUAGACGAUCUUAACUGCAUGAGGAAGUUCUUAGCCUCGCGACGCCACUGUUAUCCACCGCCUGGACGAGUUCCCGACCCGUACCUCCGAGAUAAUAGUAUACUUAACUACGUCGAUUUUAAUAUUACCGUAAUUAAUAUUAAUAGCAAGAUAAGCGGUUUGAAUGGAAUUAUUAAGGAAUUUCACGUUAACAAACGAACCAAUCAACUUGUGAUAGCGGUUUGGUUUGACACAAUAGACGUUCCUACCGAGAGAUCUGUGGUCUACCACCAUCGAAACGGACGAGUUCCUAUUGUAACUAGCGAUUGGUCCCGCAUUAUAUAUCGCCGCACACUCAUAACAACAACUACUCCGUUAUCAUCAACAAUUGAUUUCCGUUACACGGUGGUAUACGGAUAUAGUGAAGAUGGUAACCCACGAUAUGGUUUUGGAUCAGGAAUCAACAACCACCCUUCGCCCAUUGUGCAGGGCAAUGUUGCAUCUUUUAUGGCCAACAUUGAUUUGGCUGUAAGAAACGCUUUCCUCACUGAAGCAAGAUCAUACAUACGCAUCUUCAUACAAAAUGUACUUUGCGGCUACGAUGUAGUCUUGUAA